Thrips palmi is the source of this 1947-nucleotide messenger RNA. RefSeq names its product 45 kDa calcium-binding protein (gene myd). Gene Ontology annotation, biological process: calcium-ion regulated exocytosis. Gene Ontology annotation, molecular function: calcium ion binding. NCBI's taxonomy places the organism in Eukaryota, Metazoa, Arthropoda, Insecta, Thysanoptera, Thripidae. Bases 354 to 1424 code for a protein of 356 amino acids. The record is from RefSeq and is a predicted model, not a curated record. Gene Ontology annotation, cellular component: endoplasmic reticulum. The transcript has 7 exons.
UGUUGCUUACUGUAAAGUACAUCCCCAAAGAGCUAUGUCGGUGAGGUUAUAUCUGCGUGGCAGCCUCUACCGUGUCUCACUUUCUUCCUGUCCCUGUCCCACAAGGCUGGGUAAAUGAACGAUGUGGGCAUAUGGAAGUCCCAUUUAGAUGACAGGCUGAACGAUUCAAGAUUAUCAUAGAUUGAAAAUCGAAAUAGGACACAAUGAAACAUAACCUGCACGACUGCACUUUGCUCUAUUGGAGUUAACAGUGAAAGUGUUUCACUAGAACGAAAAAAAUGUUGCUAAGAACAAACUUGACACAAAUUUUGAGUUACAGUUAUGCUGAAAGUAGCUGUUUCUAAAAAGUGCAAAUGGGUUUUCACUGCUAUUCCGUUUGUGAGCGCUGGUCUGUUUGUGUUUCGGCUCUUAUUUACCUCAGUUUCCUUGGUCUGGUGUGGACAUUGGCACUUCCCCUGCGUCCACUUAAUCCCAUCCAUGGCUUCUCUGAGGAUAACCACAUUACAGAAACACUGUUAGGUCGACCUCCAGACCAUCUAGAGGGAGUAAGAAUAGAGAGAGAUGGUGACAUAAAUAAGAAUUUUAGGAAAGAGAUUUUUAUCGGAGAGGGAGAAUUUGAAAGAAGAAAAGAAGAAGAUCCAAAAGAAUUGCUUGAAGAUAUAUUUGCCAGAGCGGACACCAACAAUGACAGUUUUCUUGUCCAUUCGGAACUGUCUCACUGGAUUGAAGCCAAAAUUCACCAGCACAUAAAUCAAGCUCAUGCAGAAAAUUACAUCCUGUUUGCAAGUGUGGAUGUGAACCCACGAAAUGGAUUGGUUUCCUGGGAAGAAUACCACCAAUUUUUUUUGAAGCAGAGGGGAUACAGUAAAAUAUAUGCAGAGAACCAUGACAAACACCACUCAGGUUUAGAUAGGAAAACCAAGGAGGCAAUUAUGAGAGACAAAGCUGCUUGGUCUGAAGCAUCAAGAAUGAAUCCUGAGCAGUUAACAGUUGAUGAGUUUCUUUCUUUCCGUCAUCCUGAAUCUAGUCAUGCCACUAUUUUAACUUUAGUUGAAGAGCUGUUUGAUAAGUUUGAUCAAAAUGGAGAUCAAAUCCUAACAGAGGAUGAAUUUUCUCACCUGCAAAUGGAGGGAGAUGGUGACAAAAGUGGUGAGACCAUCAAUCAGGGAGAAGAAGACCGCCGCGCUGAGUUUAGGGCAGAAAUUGAUAAAAAUAAGGAUGGGAAGGCUGAUCGGCGCGAACUUUUGAUGUACAUUGACCCUAUUAACCCUCGUCAUGCCAGAGAAGAAGCAGAAACCCUGAUUGCUCUUGCAGAUGUGAACCAUGAUGGUGCUCUUUCAUUGGUUGAAAUUCUAAACAAGAUGGAUUUGUUUCUAGGUAGUAAAAUGGUAGACACUGCAAAAAGCUUUCAUGAUGAAUUUUAGUUGAAAGCUUGGUGAUUGUAUUCUGGAUCUCAUAAAGGAUUAUUCCCUCCCAUGACCUUAAAGGUAUGUAUUCAGUACCACUCUGCAAGUUAUAGUAAUUUUGGUAUAAUUUUUUACUGAUGAAUAAAAUGCAAUGCUGUGCUGCACAAUCUGUUGGAAAGAUGUGACUGUUUAAAGAAAAAAACAUGAUGUAGUCUUAAUAUUAUUAUUAUUAUGCCUGUUUCUAGUCUCAUUACAUAAUUUUAAGUUAAUAUUGGUAAUACAUGUACUUACAUAACUUUAAUUGACUCAAUACAAUGUUUGAAGAAGGGUCCUGUGAUUCUUGUUUCUCAGCGAAACAAUUUAGUGUGAAUGGUACAUUUUUGCAAGUAUGAACUAGUGAGUUCAUGGGAGGCCCAUUGGUGAUGGGUUUUAAGUUAUAAUGAAACCUGUAUUAGAAUAAGCUCAACAUUAAGUCAAAUUUGGAAAGAAAAUUACAAAUUAAAAAUACAAAUUCGCUUAAUCCACUUCUUCUGGACGGACA